Cydia fagiglandana is the source of this 2536-nucleotide messenger RNA. RefSeq lists its product as uncharacterized. NCBI's taxonomy places the organism in Eukaryota, Metazoa, Arthropoda, Insecta, Lepidoptera, Tortricidae. The record is from RefSeq and is a predicted model, not a curated record. Bases 51 to 1409 code for a protein of 452 amino acids. The transcript has 7 exons.
CUUGAUUAGAAUAGUAUCAAUAUCCAUCGCAUGUAAUCUUAUAAUUAAAAAUGAUGUUAACAUUGUUGUUAGCGAUGUGUAUGUGUUGUUACCCACUUGAAACUAUACAACAAGAGGGACCGGACCCUUGGCACAAUAACAAUGACGCAAUACUUCAACAAAAGGAGAAUAUUGAUGUUACACCUGAUCUGAGGAUGCCUUUGCCUCAGGUUAGGACUACAGAAACCGCAAGUACAGGGAUGAGAGACUGGUUCUUUAAACGAAUGCUAGCCAUUAUAUUAAAAGGAGGACAAUAUAAAAAAAACGAAGACAACUCAGUUGAAGUUGCUGUUCAAAUGCGAUUUGACGAGAGUCAAUGGACCACUUUAAAUGAUUACCUCAAUCCAAAUGUAGCUCUGUCUGAGGAAAUAUUCCGUCGCUCAGUGGGAUAUGUGGAGAAUGCCAUUUACAAGCCUAGUGUUUCAGAGAGAAUAGUUAUGGUGUGGAAUGAUUACAUCCAAUUUUAUUUGGUGGAAUAUAAGAUGGAAAUCACAAUGGCAUUUGGAAUAUUAGCAGCUGCCAGUGCAAUGAUGUGGCUGUGGAAUCAUAUGUCCCAUAAACACUUCAAGAUUAUUGCUUUCAUUGCACUAUAUUUAUAUGAAGUAUUUGUUUCAUACAAAGAGGCUGAGCAACACGAAUUUGACCGUUACAUGUCAGCAAUUAAUAAAUGUAAAUGGUAUUUCUGGUCAUCCACCUGUGAUGUGCCACCUCCCGACCCUAUCAAGUUCUUGAAAUAUAUGAACCCCUUGAAAAUAGGUGUGAGGAUGUUUACUACAAUUAUAUCUGAACCCAUGAUCACUAUAAGUGCUACAGUGCAGACAAUAAUUCAUGGGAUAACAGAUGGCAUGUGGUUUCCCCUGAAUGUGAUAAUGACAGGUUUAUUAACUGUGGCUUUUACUGUUAUAUUAGUUGUUCUUCUUGUGAUGAUAGUAUUUACCUAUAUACUUAACAUUCCCUUUAAUCUUAGUUUUCUAUGUGGUUUGUUUAGCAUUGGCGUGAAUGAAAAACGUGAUAGGACUAAUACAAGUAACGUAUGCGGUAAUCAAAUACCUAGCAUAGAUGGUGGCGGAGAUCGGAUAAGCAGCGCCACUCUAGAUAGGAUAUUAGAUGUAUGCACGCGGGCACUUACUAGUGCACAAAUUAAUAAUACAAGUUCUACUCAAAUCCCACGAAUCCAGGCUACAAGACCUCUUCAUAUUAGUAAUGGAACAGUACCAACAACUUCUUUAAAGAGGUCUUCUAGCACUGGACGUUUGCAAGAGUAUAAAUCUUACGAUCAUGACUUUGAACUGCCUGGUAGACAUUCUGUAGUUAGAAAAAGAAAUCACGGGAAGACAAGAUUAAAUAAUGGCAGUGGUGAUGCCUUUUAAAAUAUAUGGACCUAAAUGAGUAGAACUAAAAGUUAUGUGGGAAUCAAAUUCCGUUUGAUAUUAUAUUAUACACAGGGCCGUAGGAGACAGGGUGGAAAUAGCAUCAACUAGUAAAAAAUGUAGACUGAAAAAAAAAGUACCGGAUCAUAAGAAAUCAAGUAGUGGGUAACAGUGUUUUAUUCCACCAUGUAACAGAGACCCUAGUCUAGCUACGGCCCUGUUUUGUAGAAUAAGGCAGAUAUAAUAAAAUUAUGUUCGACUAACUGUGAUAUUUUUUAAUUAAAAUUGAUACGUUAUUUAUGUUAGCUUUUUACCAGUGUUAUGUAAAUAAUGACUAGGUUUAUUUUUGAAUGAAAUGUAUAUAAAGUUAAUAAGGUACCUACACUAUUUGCAUUUAUAUUUGUAAUUGAAUUUUUACUGAAAAUAGCUAGGAGGCUAUGGUGCUAAGGCGCGUACAGAUUGAGAUCUAGCGAAUGUGCGGUUUGCGCCUUGCGUGCGUCAUCCAUGCGCGCAUCGCUCGGUUUUGCGCGCCUUAUUAACGCAACUCGUGUUACCGCCACAGGGGCUGGUAGCUCGGAUAAAAGGAGAUAAUUGUAUCAUGUGAGCGAGCGUCGCGCCACGACGCAGGAGCUGGAGGCCAAUUCGAACGUACACUAUCAAAAUGAUAUCUAAUAUCAUGUAAUUACCAAAAAAAAAAUGUAUCAUGUUAUGUAAUUUAGUUAUCAUGCGCGCGUGCAUUUUGCUCGGACUUGUCCGUACCUACACGAAUUAGCGCGAGCGAGACGCACGGGCGAAAGAGAACAAAAUGACAUCAUUUGCAUAUCAUUUUGAAAUGUAAGCUUGAUUUUCCUCUUGCACGGAAUCGAACGUACCACGUAAUGCAGACCUACCGAGAUUCUAACGUUGUCAACUACUGACUUAAUUAACAGGAAAAAAACUGCAUGCACUAUUUCAGAUGAAAUUUAAUAACUUUCCUAUCAAAAUAUCUAUUAGUUCUUUUUUUCAUCCCUUUCAUUUGGGUAAUGUACUCUAUGGCUAAACGAAUGUUUGGUAUAACUUGCUAAUUCAUUGUUUUAAUGAUAUUUGUGUAAAACUUUUAUAUUUUAAUAAAGUCCUAGUCAAUUUAA